This is a messenger RNA of Debaryomyces hansenii CBS767, 555 nucleotides long. RefSeq lists its product as uncharacterized. Gene Ontology annotation, molecular function: flap-structured DNA binding. The transcript has a single exon. Bases 1 to 555 code for a protein of 184 amino acids. Gene Ontology annotation, biological process: double-strand break repair via single-strand annealing, removal of nonhomologous ends. Lineage: Eukaryota; Fungi; Ascomycota; Pichiomycetes; Serinales; Debaryomycetaceae. The record is from RefSeq and is a predicted model, not a curated record.
AUGCCAGCCACAACCAGCUUUAUUAGAGUAACACCAGACAAGAGUAUUCCGGUAAGGAUAUUUGUCAACCGGUCAAAACUUCUUGAAAAUGCAUCUGUUAUAUCGGUUAAUGAAAAAUCGAUAGUCAAGUUACAGAAGAUCAAUAUAUUGAAACUAUCCAACGGAGAUAUAAAUUCGUUGAUAGGGACAAUACGACGCGAAUUGGUGGAUGUGUUAACCAACAAACCUAUAGGCAAAUUGUUGGAGGAAAAUACUUUGCGGAAUAAUCGCAUCGUGAUAGACAUAAACACGCACGAGUGGAAGUGCUACAUGAAUGUUUCAGUGUACUUUUUGGUGAAUUUGAGACUCAAUAUAGGUAGAUUGACGAAAGACGAUAUCGAGCAUAUUAGUAAGAGAAAGGGGAGUAACUUCAGUGUGAGUUUGCUAGUGAAAACAAGCAGUUUCAGUUUUGAAGAGGAGAAGAAGUUGACCAAGUACAAGAUACGGAAAAGCAGCUUGGUGAGUGGAUUUCACGAUGGACUAGACUUGUAUGUGUACGACAGGCCCAAUAAAUAG